This is a messenger RNA of Tetrahymena thermophila SB210, 1491 nucleotides long. RefSeq lists its product as hypothetical. The transcript is spliced from 2 exons. The record is from RefSeq and is a predicted model, not a curated record. Lineage: Eukaryota; Ciliophora; Oligohymenophorea; Hymenostomatida; Tetrahymenidae.
AUGUUCAAGGAGAUCUUUAAUUAAAGAAAUAGCUAAAAAAGAUAAUUAUCCUAUUUCAUAAAAACUAAUGUAGUGGUUCCUUUUGUAUGUGAAGAUAUCAAGAAUUUUAAGCCUACUUCUCUCAAACUUGAUAUCAGAUCUUUAAAUAAAAAUUGGCAAAGCUUUGUAAAGUUGAUGGAGACUCUUUAAAAUACCUCUCAAUCAAUCCAUAAAUUAGAUAUAAAUCUACAAGAAUUUAUUGGACCUCAGGAUGUAAAUGAUAUCGAAAAAAUAUUUACAAAAGCAUUAAAAAAUGUACCCUAACUGUAAACUAUCAAUAUAAGAUUACAAUUUAACUACUUAGAAAAUGGAGGAUAUGAAAGGGAUAUUGUUGAUUUAUUUUUAGAAUUAAUUGAAAAGUUAUUGGAUUAAAAUCGCUCACUAAAAUUUUAAUUGAACAUUUUCAGAAUCUGUAUCAAACGUAAUAAAAAUAGUUUAGAAAUAUUUAGUGAUAAGAUAGAUAGAAAAAAAGAAUACAAAAGAAACAUUAUAAAUAAAAUGUUUAAAAGUUCUAAAUUGCAUGAGUACUUUCUUUCUAAAUUUUCUGAAAUAAGGAGAAUCAGAGGAAUAAAAACUUUAAAAAUAGAUUUUAGUAAUUUAUUUUUGACUUAAAAAAAAGGAAAAAAAUCUGUUUAACAUAUUUAUGAGAAUGAAAUAGAAUGUCUAUUAAAUGGAGUUAAGUAAAUUUUAGAUAGGAUGAUCCCAAAUAAUUACUUAGAGAAUUUAACCAUCUAAUUUUUUAGUUUCUUUUUCCACUUUGAAGUGUAGCCAAAAUAAUAAAUGUUAUUAUAUAGAUUCUUUAUGAAUUUAUAGCUCUUUUUCUAAAACACUCCACUUGUGUCAAUUAAAAAUUUUGAUAUUUUUAGUGGAGUUUUAAAUAGAAAAUUAAUGAAUAAAAAAUACAUAUAUUCCUCUUUUGAUGGCAAUCUAUUUACUUCUAAAUACUAUAAUAACAGAAAAAAAGAAAUAAAAAUUGCUAAUGAUCACAUAAAAGAUAUAGAAACAAAAAGAACAAUUUUUAAAAGUGUAAUAUAAAAUGCUAGUGAAUUCCUUAACUUAAUGACAAAUAAUUUUGAAAAUGUUAGAAAAAUUUCAUAUUUUUAACAUGAUUCUCAUCAUCUAAAUAAAAUACUUUAAUAUUAAAGAUAAAGACUCACCCAUACUAUUUGUUUAUAUAAACAAAGUUGGUUAUGUUUAGAAGAAAACAAGCUUAAAAUUUUAAACAUCAAUUAAUAUUUGGAUUUCAAAAGAAGAUAGUUUCUUUAUUUCUAUGCAAAAUUAUUGAGAAUAAAAAAAAGAAAUAAAAAGUUUUCUUUCAGAAAAGAAAUAAUAUCUUAGAUUUUAAAAUUAAUUAACUUAAGUUAAGACUUUACUGAUUUUAAUAUUAAUAGAUGUUAUUAUUAUAAUAAUAGAAAAGGUGGAUUGAUUAUGUGUUGUGAUUCCAUAAAAUGA